UGCGCAGUGAGUGAGUUGCGCUAGUCAAAUAAAAGCUCAAACUAAGCAAAGAUGGCAGCGCUGGCAGUUGCGGAAACCCCAUCAGGAAAAGAUGCUCUCGCCGAGGGUUUGCUGGACCUCUUGAGACCAGCUGUACAGCAGAUUGAUUUACAUGUGCAUUCAGUCAGAGAAAGCCAAGUGGAACUGAGAGAACACAUAGACAAUUUAGCAUCUGAGUUGUGUAGGAUUAAUGAGCACCAGAAGGUGGCACUAGAUUUAGACCCAUAUGUUAAAAAACUUCUUAAUGCAAGGCGAAGAGUGGUGCUUGUCAACAACAUACUCCAGAAUGCACAGGAACGUUUGCGAAGGUUAAACCAUAAUGUUGCUAAGGAGACGGCACGCAGGAAGACCAUGCUUGAGGCAUCUGGAGCAUUUCCCCCGCGAUCUCCCAGCAAACCGUGAUGUUCUGAAUCUCAGAUAAUGGGAAUGCUCAAUGCUAUGGACCAAUGCUGUAAAUUAGCAGAAUCUUCCAAGAUUAUUAAAGGGCACUAGGCUAUGCAAAGCACUGGCUACAGCAGCACACUGCAACAUUGUUAGCCUGUUCAUUUAAGAGUAUUCGGGGGACAGCAGUGUAAAUAUGCACUCAUUUAUUCGCGGCAUACAGACAUUUUUAUAAAGAAACGAUUGACCUAACCAAAUGAAUUUAACUGAAAUGUGCACUGUUAUAGCAGUGCUGUGGACUUGGAAAUUGAAGGUUACAUUUUUGGUUAAUUAUAAGUACUGUCAGGUAUAAUAUUCAGACCUAACACAUAUGUAAUUCUCCUACUGGCAUCCUUGAUCUAAUAAGAAACAAAAUGUUGCUGACAGUUUGAAAAUAUUCACAGUUAGCAGUACAGUUUAUUAUUUUCCUUUACAUAUCUAUCUGUACCAUCUUCUAAUCAAUUUCUGUUGCAAAUGUGCUUUGUUUUUCAGUAUUGUUUUCCAUUGUUUACAUGGAAUAUUAAUAAAGCUUAACAAGUU
Molecule: messenger RNA, 999 nt
Organism: Myxocyprinus asiaticus (Chinese sucker)
Lineage: Eukaryota; Metazoa; Chordata; Actinopteri; Cypriniformes; Catostomidae
Product: SNARE-associated protein Snapin-like
Exons: 4
Coding region: 52-441 (129 amino acids)
Biological process (GO): intracellular protein transport; synaptic vesicle exocytosis; regulation of synaptic vesicle exocytosis
Cellular component (GO): synaptic vesicle; BLOC-1 complex; BORC complex
Molecular function (GO): SNARE binding
Source: RefSeq, a predicted model, not a curated record